CAUCAUUCCCAUCACGCCCCGCGCCCGGCCGCUCGUCAGGCCAGUCCCCGGCCAAAGCGUUGUUUGUGCUUGGCGUCUCUACGCGACAACGCGAACGGACGCGUGCACUCUUCACGUCUUCUUAAAUCUCGUGUCCGCACUCAUACAACAUUCUGCAAAACACUCAUCCUCCAACCAACACGACCUUCUUGCAUCUUUCCAACAUCUCGUCAUUAUUCAAAGAGAAAGUCAUUCCACCUCUUGUACAACAAAACUCAUUCACAUUCACAUCCGCAACCAUGAGCGUCCAGACGACGCCCUCGAAAAAUGCGGCCUCGGCCAUUGAGAGCUUCACUAUCGAGUCACCCAUCAAGAAAUUGCAAAUGGAGUCGGUGGCGAACAAGGAGAACAUUCAAGCACGCUAUGACGCAGACGAGGUUGCUGUCCCGAUCAAGGGCAUUCCCGAUUUCGACGCGCCCAGGAAACAAGAUGAGCCGGCUGAGGACAACAACAAGCUCGCCGAGCAAGACGAGCCUAUCCUUCGUGAGAACGGACAGCGAUUCGUCCUCUUCCCCAUCAAAUACCAUGAGAUCUGGCAAAUGUACAAGAAGGCAGAGGCUUCCUUCUGGACCGCCGAGGAGAUCGAUCUAUCCAAGGAUCUCCACGACUGGAACAAGCGAUUGAACGACGACGAGCGAUUCUUUGUUUCCCACGUUCUCGCUUUCUUCGCCGCAUCGGACGGUAUCGUCAACGAGAACCUGAUCGAGCGUUUCUCUGGAGAGGUUCAGAUCCCCGAGGCACGAUGCUUCUACGGUUUCCAAAUCAUGAUGGAGAACAUCCACUCCGAGACCUACUCUCUGCUCAUCGACACUUACAUCAGCGAGCCUCGCCAGCGGACAUACCUGUUCAACGCCAUUGACAACAUUCCCUGCAUCCGCAAGAAGGCCGACUGGGCUCUGCGAUGGAUCUCUGACAAGAGCUCCACCUUUGCCUGCCGACUGAUUGCCUUUGCUGCCAUCGAGGGCAUUUUCUUCUCAGGUUCCUUUGCUGCCAUCUUCUGGUUGAAGAAGCGUGGUCUCAUGCCCGGCCUCACCUUCUCCAACGAGUUGAUCUCCCGUGACGAGGGCAUGCACACCGACUUCGCCUGCUUGCUCUUCUCUCACCUCAACAACAAGCCCGAUGCCGCCCUUGUGCAGAGCAUCAUCACCGAGGCCGUCACCAUUGAGCAGGAGUUCCUGACUGAUGCUCUUCCAUGCAAGCUCCUCGGCAUGAACGCCGACCUCAUGUGCCAGUACAUCGAGUUCGUCGCUGACCGUCUGUUGCUCGCACUCGGCAACAAGAAGUUCUACAACUCUACCAACCCCUUCGACUUCAUGGAGAAUAUCUCCCUCGCUGGCAAGACCAACUUCUUCGAGAAGCGAGUGGGUGAUUACCAGAAGGCCGGUGUCAUGGAGUCGACCAAGAAGCAACAACCCAAGACAGAUGGUGCUCCCGUCGAGGCGGCGCCCGUCAUGAACGGUGACUUUGCCUUCGACGAGGACUUUUAGAUGAGAAGAGUGCGAUGCCCCUUUUCGUCUGUCCUCGGUUUGUGAUGUCUGAUGUCUUUACUUGUCUAAUGUGUCUGUGCUUAUGGGAUUCAUGGCGUUAGCACGGGAUGGGAUUUUGUGUACUGUUUUUCACAGCGGAGUUUUGUUUGAUCAACGAGGUCCACCUGUACUCCUUGGAUAGGAGAGGUGUGUGACCGAGGAGGAUGGUUACAGUGUCAUCAUCGAAUGACUUUCGUGUGUAUGGGCGGCGAAAGAUGAUACCUACUCGCCCAGCGGCGGCGCUCUGGACAGC
Messenger RNA from Dissoconium aciculare CBS 342.82, 1818 nucleotides. RefSeq lists its product as uncharacterized. The record is from RefSeq and is a predicted model, not a curated record. Bases 279 to 1526 code for a protein of 415 amino acids. Gene Ontology annotation, molecular function: oxidoreductase activity. The transcript is spliced from 3 exons. Gene Ontology annotation, biological process: deoxyribonucleotide biosynthetic process. Lineage: Eukaryota; Fungi; Ascomycota; Dothideomycetes; Mycosphaerellales; Dissoconiaceae.